ACCCCCGUCUCUCUCUUUUUCUCGCUCUCUCUUUGUUCCCGUACAACGAUGGGGAUUUUCUGCCCAACUGGCAACUCUAUUUGUUUGCAAGAUAUAAAUUUUAUAUAAAAUAAUGUUUUCACUUGUGGGGGCCAGGACCUUUGAUAACUGGACAUGCAAAUUACUUGAGAUAUGAAUCACAGUCUCCUGUACAAUGAUAAACUUCAAGGCUGGACUUCAUUUUAUUCUUUUUUUCUUCUUCAGUGGUCUGUGCUCAGUAGAGACUGAAGUGAAGACAGUGAGCAAGAAAGAGGGAGAGACCGUCAGUCUACACUCUCAUCUUACUGGAGAACAGACUAGCCCUCACAUAAUAUGGUUAUUUUAUACUGGUAGUUCUAAAAAAAUAAUAGCUCAGCUGAACAGAGGAGAGUUUGCAUCAAACUAUAGCGAGAGAUUUAGAGACAGGCUGCAGCUGGACAGACAGACUUGGUCUCUCAACUUCAGCAACCUCAACAGCAAAGACACUGGAGUUUACAGCAUACAGACCAUCACCAAUGUAAAAAUUACAGAGCUGAAGUUUUACUUAAUAGUAUACUCUCCAGUGCCUAAACCUGUCAUCAGUCACAUCACUCUGAGGCACUCAGUCAGUCGCUCAUUGCCCAGUGCAGUGUGCAGAAAGAGCUGCUCAGUGCUGUGUUCUGUGAGGAAUGAGAGAGAGGUCGUCCUGUCCUGGCAGAAGGAGGGGGAGACACUAAACAGCACCAGCAGCCCUGAUCUCAACAGCACCCUGUCUCUCCCUCUGGAGACAGAAGACUGCAGUGCGGCCUACACCUGUGUGGCUGAAAACCCAGUCAGUAACCAGACUGUCCCACUCAACACUGAGGAGCUCUGUCCUAUGAGCUCAGAUUUAAGCAAAACAAGGAAUUACAUAUUAACGGCAGUGCUGAUACCAGUGGUGGUGAUAGUAGUAAUUGCAUGUGUUGGAUUCAUUAUAAAAAAUCAGAAGAGUAAAGAACUGGAAAACACAGGCAAGUAUGUUACUGUAAGACAGACUGGCAUCUUGCGUGGAGUUUGGCAUUACAGGAUAUAAUUGUGUGUGUGUGUGUCUAUGUGUGUCUGUGUGUUUACAUAUCUAUGAUAAUUUAAUGUGUUUGAAUGGAUUAUCAUUGGAAUUCCUUUUCUGUGAUGACAUAAACCGAGACAGUGUAAGUAUCACAGAUGGGGAAUUUGUACAGCUCUCUGUAGUAUAAUAGUGCUGUAAUGUAGUUUAACAUAUUUGUAUAGGACAGUGGUGAACAGCAGCAUUGCCAUAUUAAACAGGGAGCUGCAGUGUUGGGUUUAAAAGAUAAUGU
Molecule: messenger RNA, 1331 nt
Organism: Anguilla rostrata (American eel)
Lineage: Eukaryota; Metazoa; Chordata; Actinopteri; Anguilliformes; Anguillidae
Product: SLAM family member 9-like
Exons: 4
Coding region: 194-1069 (291 amino acids)
Source: RefSeq, a predicted model, not a curated record